Molecule: messenger RNA, 885 nt
Organism: Boleophthalmus pectinirostris (great blue-spotted mudskipper)
Lineage: Eukaryota; Metazoa; Chordata; Actinopteri; Gobiiformes; Gobiidae
Gene: pfdn6
Product: prefoldin subunit 6
Exons: 4
Coding region: 126-506 (126 amino acids)
Biological process (GO): protein folding; chaperone-mediated protein complex assembly
Cellular component (GO): cytoplasm; prefoldin complex
Molecular function (GO): protein-folding chaperone binding
Source: RefSeq, a predicted model, not a curated record
CCGGUCUGCUGGCCCACCCAGGGAUCUUUCAUGUGGUGUGCUGAACUGCCUUUCUAACAAUAUAUCUGCCUUUUAUCUCCUUAUAUCGCUCAUCUCGUCGUUAUAAAAUAGUAUUAAUUAUAAAUAUGGCAGAAGCGAUUCAAAAGAAACUAAAAGCUGAAGUAGAAAAAUACGCACAGAUGCAGAAAGAUGUCAGCAAAAGCGUGUCCGCAAGACAGAAACUGGAGACGCAAUUGGCAGAAAACAACUUUGUCAAAGAGGAGCUGGACAUGUUGGACAGUGCUAACACCGUUUAUAAACUGAUUGGUCCAGUUUUAGUUAAGCAAGAUCUGGAUGAAGCCAAGGCCACAGUCGCAAAAAGACUGGAGUAUAUCAAUGGAGAGACUCAAAGGUACGACGCACUGCUGAAGGAAAUGGAGAAGAAGUCUGACCAGCACAGAGAGGUUCUGUCCAGUUUACAGCAAGAGUUCCAGAAAGCACAGGGCCUUGCUGGGGGCAAAGCAUGAACGAGUUAGUUCAUGCUUUGCCAGAUCUAGAACCAUGAACGCACCACACAAACACAUUACAUACAUGUUCUCAUAUAAGGCACUAAAGAUUUUUUUUAAGUACAGGUUACAGCUAGUAUGUAUGAGUAUUCAGUUUUCACCUCAAAUAUGAAAACCAGAGGUCAAAUCAGAAAACAAAGGACUGUUGGGGUAUUUACAAAGAUCUCUGUAUUUGCGUAGUUAUUUGCGCAAAUGUUAAUCUUGUAAUUUUACCCCUUCAAUCAAAAACAGUAGACUACUCAUUAUAGGCGAGUUUAAGUAACUGUUCAAAACUCCACACAACAGACCACUUGUACCAUAUGUCUUUAUUUGUUGUUAAUACAAUUUCUUUUUCAUCAAA